UCCUAAUAUUAUAUUAAUUUUUUUUUAACAGUCUUCCACAUUGAAACCAUAUUUGGAUGCUAUUCGAGGCACCUUGAAUGCUGUGAUCUGUCUGCAGAAUUUCGAUUCUCAAGUGGUUGAAAGGCAUAACAAACCAGAGGUGGAAGUAAAAAGCAGCAAAGAACUUCUUCUUACGCCUGUCACAAUAAGCAGAAAUGAGAAAGAAAAGGUUCUUAUAGAGGGAUCCAUUAAUUCUUUAAGGAUUAGCAUCAUGAUAAAACAGGCUGAUGAUAUUGAAAAGAUUUUAUGUCACAAAUUUAUGCGCUUUAUGAUGAUGAGAGCUGAACAUUUCACAGUACUCCGAAGGAAGCCAGUUGAGGGUUAUGACAUCAGUUUCCUCAUCACAAAUACCCACACAGAGCAGAUGUACAAACACAAGCUUGUAGAUUUCAUCAUUCACUUCAUGGAGGAAAUAGACAAAGAAAUAAGUGCUAUGAAACUAGCUGUUAAUUCUAGAGCCAGAAUCAGUGCAGAAGAAUUUCUGAAACGUUUUUAAACUCUUCAUUUGUGUCAUUUAAGUUUACUUAUUAUAUUUGAUAUGUGUAAGGCCACAUGAUCUAUGCUAGAAACAUCAUCAGAAUCCAGCCUUGUGAUAAUUAGAGGUGCAUGGACACAGAUUUGAAGUUAAUAUUUUCUGUAUAUUAUUACGACAUGUGUAUUUUUAUAGCAUUUCACACAAAAAUAAAAUAAAAAUCUUAUUUCAUUCAAAAGUUAUUAAAACUUGAAAUAUUUUGGUGGGUUUGAUUGACACUUCCUUGCACUUUCACAAAUUU
Messenger RNA from Saccostrea cuccullata (small rock oyster), 812 nucleotides. RefSeq names its product actin-related protein 2/3 complex subunit 4-like. Bases 251 to 535 code for a protein of 94 amino acids. The transcript is spliced from 4 exons. Gene Ontology annotation, biological process: Arp2/3 complex-mediated actin nucleation; actin filament polymerization. The record is from RefSeq and is a predicted model, not a curated record. Gene Ontology annotation, cellular component: actin cytoskeleton; Arp2/3 protein complex. NCBI's taxonomy places the organism in Eukaryota, Metazoa, Mollusca, Bivalvia, Ostreida, Ostreidae. Gene Ontology annotation, molecular function: actin filament binding.